UGCGCGCGCACAGUCGGCGGCCGCGCGCAGCACGCUCAAAGCCGGGAUGGCGGCGGCGGCGGCGGCAGGAAGCGGGACGCCCCGAGAGGAGGAGGGACCUGCUGGGGAGGCAGCGGCCUCGCAGCCCCAGGCCCCAACGAGUGUGCCUGGGGCUCGUCUCUCGAGGUUGCCUCUGGCGCGAGUGAAGGCCUUGGUGAAGGCAGAUCCCGACGUGACGCUAGCGGGACAGGAAGCCAUCUUCAUUCUGGCACGAGCCGCGGAACUGUUUGUGGAGACCAUUGCAAAAGAUGCCUACUGUUGCGCUCAGCAGGGAAAAAGGAAAACCCUUCAGAGGAGAGACUUGGAUAAUGCAAUAGAAGCUGUGGAUGAAUUUGCUUUUCUGGAAGCAUUAUUCACAAUAACCAAGAUAUAGAAUCAACCUGUGUUCCUCAAUGGAUGAAUGGAUAAAGAAAAUGUGAUAAACAUACACAAUGGAAUAUGAUUCAGCUUUAAAAAAGAAGAUGCUUUCAUGUUUGACAACAUGGAUGAACCCAGAGGACAUUAUGCUAAGUAAAAUAAGCUAGGCAGAGAAAGACAAAUACUGCACGAUAUCAUUGACAUGUGGACUCUAAAGCAGUUGAACUCAUAAAAACAGGGAGUAGAAUGGUAGUUUCUAGGGGCUGGAGGUGGAGGGGAAUGGAGAUGUUGGUCAAAGGGCACAAAGUGUCAGGAUGAAUAAGUUGCAGCAAUCUAUUGUACAACAUAAUGACUAUAGUUAAUAAUAAUGCAUCGUACACUUGAAAAUUGCUAAGAGAGUAGAUCUUAAAUGUUCUCACCAUGAAAGAAAUGAUAAGUAUUGAAGUGAUAAAUAUUUUAAUCAGCUUGGUUUAAUCAUUUCCCAAUGUAUGAAAACAUCAUAUUGUACACCAUAAAUGCACAUACUUUUUAUGAGUCAAAUAUACUUCAAUAAAGCUGAAAAAAGAUUAACAUCAAUAGUAGUAAGUCAUAUUGAUAGCAUAUACCCUCUAAUGAGGUGACAAGAAUGGAACUCUACCUCUGUUUUUUUCCCUAUAACAUAUUACCCCUGUGUAAUCAUGAAAAAAAUGUCAAAAAAAUUCCAACUGAGGGAUCUGCCACAAAAAACCUGAUCACUGUGCCUUGAAACUAUCAAAGACAUCACAAACAAGGGAAGUCUGAGAAACUGUCACAACCAAGAGGAGCCUAAAGAGACAUGAAUGUAAUGUGGCAUCCUGGAUGGGAUCCUGGAACAGGAAAAAGACACAAAAAAAAAAACUGGGAAGAAAGUAUGGAUUUUAGUUAUGAAUUAUUUAUAAAUAUUGAGUUUAUUCAUUGUGAUAAAUGUACUAUAUUAUCAGACAUAAAUACUAAGAAAAACUGAGUGUGGCGUAUCUGAAAACUUUUUGUACUAUCUUUGCAACUUUUCUGUAAAUCUAAAACUGUUCUAAAAUAUAACUUUAUUAAAAAUGGCAAUGAUAAACUCAUCGAAAGUUAACAUAAAUAAUACAUGAAUUAAAAACUAUUCUGUUUAUUUCAAAAAAAUUAUUAAAGAGAGGGGCAUUGUUUUGCAUUUUUGCAAAUCCCUUUAAUAGCUAGGUUGAUAGACAUCUGGAUUCUCAUAUCUGCUUCUAUAUUCAGUGUGUUGUGAUAUCAGAAAUCAUGGAACCUCUGAAAAACUCUACUGUAGACUCAUGAGAGAAUGAAAAAGGUAAAUAAUGUCUUCCUGUCUUUAUAUAAGUAAUUUUAACCUCAUAUACCUCUUAAAUGUAUCGCAGGAGUUUUGUUACUACACUUUGAGAAUGCUGACAUAUAUUGUAGAACACACAGGUUAUAAACUCCAGGUUAUUAACAGAAAAACUGGCAAGGGAAUAUGAGAAUAGAAAGUGACAAAUUUCCUUUUUCUAUAAGUGGAAGUAAAAAAUGAAUUCUGUUAUUAAAAUUAUGUCAAUAGUUGUCAAUAUAAUGCCAAGUGACAUUAUAAAUAUUGUAAAUGUUAAUAGCUAUGGAAAUAGGGAACAUUUUAAAAAAAAACUUUAGGAUAACUAUUUAUAUAACAAAAUAAAACAUAUGUGUCUUUGAAAUUACCAAAGAUAAUAGUCAACAAAACCAUCUAUAAAGGAAAAAUAGAAAAAAGAGGAAAUAAAAACCAGAAAGUAUUAAACCAAAUGAUGAAAGAAGACCAACUAUAACAAUAUAUAUAGAUAAAGACAAUGAGUGUGAAAAUGUUCAACUAGCCUAUUAAAAGAAAAAAGAAUCUUAAGUUAUGAACCGAUAUCAAAAUAUACUGUAUGUAAGAGGAAUUCUCACAACAAAAUGAUAGAGGAAAACUAAAUAUAUGGAAAAAACUAAAACAAAAUGAUGAAAAAGUAUAAGUAAACAAAUCAGAGGUGUUAUUAUUAAUACUACAGGAAGUAAUGUUAAUGGCAAAAAAGCACUAAAUAGAGAUAUAAAUAUAUUUUCUGUUACUAAACGUAUAAUCUAUAGUGAAAACAAACAUAUCUUCAGCACAUGUAAGGCGAAGCUUUUAAAAAUAUAAAGAGAAUUUAGCAGAAGGACAAUUACAGUGAAAGAUUUUAAGGUAUCACUCUCACUCUAUGAUCGGAUAAGUUAUCAAAAAUCCGUAACAGCAACAAAUUGAACAAAACAAUAAGAUGAUUCACUAACCAACUUUGAAUCCUCAUCUGUCUCCAUAUUUCAGGCCAUAAAGAGCAUUCUAAUAAGUCCCAGAAGGUAACCUUUGGUAUAUGCCAUAGUCUGUUUUGCAUAAGAAAGGAAGGAAAGAGGGAAUGGAGGCAAGGAUGAAAGAAGGAAGGGGGAAUGGAGGAAGCAAGGAAAGAAGAAAGGAAGGAAGAAAGGAAGGAGAAAAGAAAGAAAGAAAACUUGAAAUACAUUGGACCUAAAAUUUUUCUAAAUACCUAUUGAGUCAAUAAAAAAAUUUAGGUAGUGGUAGAUUGUUUAAAAAGUAAAGAAUACGAGAGCACUAUAUAUCAACGUUUAUGGAAUGGAGACAAAAUGAAUUUUAUUGGUAGAUGUUUUCACUAUUUGACAAUUGAAAAUAAAUGAACUGAGUAUUAAAAUAAAAAAUCCAGAAAAUGUGCAUUUAAACGAACUUAGGUAGAGGGAGAAAAAUAAAAAUAAAAGAUACGUUAAAGAAUGAAAGGCAAUAGAAUUGGUAAAUAAACUAUUUUGGCAAGUAUUUUGGAAAAAAUAGAGGAAGUAGAAAUUAAAAAUGUGAAAAGAUGAUGUAUAAUUGUAUGUUAUUAAAUUAAAAAGUCACUAUGAAAUAGAUUUUUUUCUUAAAAAUAUAAAUUAACAAAUUGAAAAAGCAGAAAAACUAAAAGUGGCAGUGAUGAAAUAAAAUGUAUUAUAGAGUUUCUUUCAUAAAGGGCUCAAGGGCGAGCUGGUUUUAUGGGUAAGUUCCUUUGCUAAUUCCAACUGUCUUUGGAAAACAAAGACAGUUUUUAAAAGCAUCCCUAGCCUUGAUACCAAAAUCUGACAAAGACAGCACACAGAAAACCAAACAAAUAUUACUUUUUGAUAUUGAUAUAAAAAUCCUAUGUAAUAUAACUAGUCAGUAUAUUAAAAGCAUAACUUACCAUGACCAACUAAGAUUUAUUCAAAAGACACAGGGAAUAGAAUUAAAAUGAUUUGCAUACAUGGGGUACAUUAAAAUAUACUUUUCUCAACAGAUGCUGAUAUAUUUUUACAAAACUGUCAUACUAGGAAGAGUAUAAUGCUUCUUAAAAUAAUAAAAUGUGUGACUAUUGAUAAACAGUC
This is a messenger RNA of Gorilla gorilla gorilla (western lowland gorilla), 3774 nucleotides long. It is a transcript of the gene POLE4, whose product is annotated as DNA polymerase epsilon 4, accessory subunit. The record is from RefSeq and is a predicted model, not a curated record. The coding region runs from base 47 to 412 and encodes 121 amino acids. Gene Ontology annotation, molecular function: protein heterodimerization activity. Gene Ontology annotation, cellular component: nucleus; epsilon DNA polymerase complex. Gene Ontology annotation, biological process: DNA-templated DNA replication. NCBI's taxonomy places the organism in Eukaryota, Metazoa, Chordata, Mammalia, Primates, Hominidae. The transcript has 4 exons.